Lonchura striata (white-rumped munia) is the source of this 1801-nucleotide messenger RNA. RefSeq names its product G protein-coupled receptor 39 (gene GPR39). Gene Ontology annotation, cellular component: membrane. NCBI's taxonomy places the organism in Eukaryota, Metazoa, Chordata, Aves, Passeriformes, Estrildidae. Gene Ontology annotation, biological process: G protein-coupled receptor signaling pathway. Gene Ontology annotation, molecular function: G protein-coupled receptor activity. The record is from RefSeq and is a predicted model, not a curated record.
AAGGAUAGCCAAGAUUUUGGUUAAUGGUUAACAGUUAACCACACAGACUCUGACUUCUGCUGGGGCCAGGACCAAAAGCUGCUUUGCUUGCUGGGGAACAGGCAAGCAUGGAAAGCAGAGCAGUUCACACCAUGAAGGGCUAGAGAACAGCGGCUUCACCCCAUGGAGAAAGGAGGAGGAAAAUCCAAAAAAGGGUGUGGCUGGUUGAGACACACUCGUUAUACCUGAUUGCUCGGACAUGUGUGGCUCUGGGGCAAAGUGAGGAAGGAUCUGUUUGCUGGGAACUUGCAAGUUGGAGAAGGCAGGAGACCACCUCCUCUACCCUGGGACUGCUCAUGGCAGGAGAGACACCCACUUCAGACUGUUCUCCUCUCAUCGACCACAGCCAUGUCCCGGAGUUUGAGGUGGCUCUGUGGGUCAAGAUCACCUUGGCCUUAAUCUAUAUCUGCAUCUUUGUCGCGGGUCUCUUGGGCAACAGCAUCACCAUCAAAGUCACCAGGAUCCUGCAGAGGAAAGGCUACCUGCAGAAGGAGGUCACUGACCACAUGGUGAGCCUGGCCUGCUCUGACCUGCUGGUCAUCCUGCUGGGCAUGCCCGUGGAGUUCUUCAGUGCCAUCUGGAGCCCCUUUUCUACCCCCAAUGGCAACAUUGCCUGCAAGCUCUACUACUUCCUCUUCGAGGCCUGCAGCUAUGCCACCGUGCUGCACGUGGCCACGCUGAGCUUUGAGAGGUACGUGGCCAUCUGCCACCCCUUCAGGUUCAAGGCUGUGUCCGGCCCCCGCACGGUGAAGCUGCUCAUCGCCUUUGUCUGGGGCACAUCUGUCAUUGUGGCUCUGCCCCUGCUCUUCGCCAUGGGCACGGAAUAUCCCCUGGAGCUCAUCGAGGGCUACGAGAGAACAAGCUCCUGUGUCAGACCUACUCCCAGGCACUACAUUCCUGAGCUGAAGCACAACAUGACCAUCUGCACCUGCCUCUCCUCCAAGUGGUCUCUGUUUCAAGCCAGCGUCUUCGGCGCCUUUGCUGUGUACGUCGUGGUGCUGGGAUCCGUCACCUUCAUGUGCCACAGCAUGAUGCAAGCCCUGAUGACCCACAAGAAAGGGACAGUGGCAGUGCAGGGUGGACUAAAGCACCAGGAGGAGUACCUAAGGAAAAGUGAAAGUUCGGAGGGCAAGAGCUCCAGGAAACAGAUCACUUUAUUCCUGGGACUGAUCAUUGCCACUCUGGCGGUUUGCUGGAUGCCAAACCAGGUCAGAAGGAUCAUGGCUGCUGCUAAACCAAAGCAGGACUGGACCGUCCCCUACUUCAAAGCCUACAUCACCCUCCUUCCCAUCGCCGACAUCUUCUUCUACCUCAGCUCGGUGGUGAACCCGCUGCUGUACAACAUCUCCUCCCGGCAGUUCCGCAGCGUGUUCCUGCAGGUGCUGUGCUGCCGCCUCACCCUGCAGCACGCCAACAGGGAGAGGUUCCUCAGGGCCAACCAGAGCUCCGGGGCGCGGGGCGGCCGCUCCCUGCGCCCGCUGCUCUUCACCUCCUCCAGGCGCGGCUCUUCCACCAAGGGCGACGCCAAAGUUUUCCUCAGCACCUUCCAGAAGGAGCCCACACCCAGCUGCAGCCCACAGGAGCAAGGUCCUGCACCAGGAGAUCCCAGCCUGGAAGCGGCGCCCCUCGAGACCGGCUCAGAGCCCGGUCAGGGCACACAGAACGGCCUUUGUGAACAUCAAGUAUGACUUCGUAAGGCAAAGUUAAUGCUUAGCAAUGAGACUAAAAACAUAGACAUUGAAAUGACUGAGGAAAGCGACAA